This is a messenger RNA of Angiostrongylus costaricensis, 1857 nucleotides long. NCBI's taxonomy places the organism in Eukaryota, Metazoa, Nematoda, Chromadorea, Rhabditida, Metastrongylidae. The record is from the annotation of a GenBank genome assembly.
AUGUCUACAGUAAGACCGGUAGAAUGGAAUGAGCUGUCUCUUUGUCCAAUGGAGAAUAAGAGCCGUGUCUUCCCGUCGACGCGACUAUUCAUGGCAAUCCUACUUUGUUUCUGUUUCAUAUCUUUGUCUGUAACGACAUCAAAUAUUUCUCAAGCAAUGGUAUGCAUGGUACGUAAGCCAUCCCCUCUGCCUAAUCACAAGGUCACUGAGAAUCGCCAUAUUCGGCUAGAGCGGGACCUUGGUGGUUUGUUAACUUCUCCUCCUAUUGAUUCUAAUUUAUCUGCCCAAGAUGCCACGUGCUAUCAAAAGUCUCCAAAUAACUCUGUAAUCGUCGUUUCUUGUCAACAACAUGGCCUCCUGAAGUGGACUUCACAGCAGCAAGUGUUGAUGCGAGCAGUACAUUUCUUUUCCAAACAUGAGCAAUUGAUGAGAAACAGGAGUGUCAGAGUGAACAGUACUUUUGCAGGUGUGAUCUAUGCGGCCCAGAAUGUGGGCUCAUUAUUUAUGUUAAUAGCUGGCUGGCAAGCAGACCGUUUAAAUGGCAAGUGGACGAUAGCAAGUGCUUUGACUCUACUCAUUUUGUCAAACUCACUCUUACCAACUGUAGCCUCUACUUCGCCAUGGCUAGUUGCUGCUUUCAGGAUGAUCACCGGUAUUGGAGACGCACUACUAUUUCCAUCGGCUUCAUCAAUGAUCACAAGAUGGUUUCCACCUAAAGAGCGGUCGUUUGCUAUUGGAUUUAUCACCGGUGGAAGGCAGUUAGGAACACUCUUGAUUCUGCCAAUCGGUGGAGUAUUCUGUGAACGUCCGAUGGAAUAUGGAUGGCGUGCGAUUUUCUACCUGUCUUCCAUUAUCGGCGCUGUAAUACUUGUUGUUUGGCUCUUUCUCUCUGCUGAUAAACCCUCGAAGCAUUUCUGUGUGUCGAAGCGAGAAGAAAGAUAUAUUUUACGCAAAAUAGAGGAAGAAAUAAUUGGAAAGCGUAGUGACAGAGGAAGCCCGCCCUGGAAUAAACUUGUUCAAUGCCUGCCUUUGUACAUGGGCAUAGGGGCGUUGGUUUGCCAUGAAUAUCCUCUUGUUAUCAUGUUGCAGCUUCUUCCUAAGUAUUUCUCUGAUGUGCUAGAGUUAUCGAAUACAACAAAUGGUCUUAUCUCUUCGCUUCCUUCUAUUGUUCUCCUAAUUUCUAAAACUCUGUCAUGUAUUGUUGCGUCCUUAAUAACGGCACGGAAGCCACCGCUUCUGGGGGCAACAACAUGUUGCAAGUUUUUUAAUCUCAUCGGUUCACUAGGUCUUGCAAUUUGUGUAGGAUUAGUGCCUCUUCUCGGGUCGAAAGGAAAUCCAGUACCAGUAAUUUUAGUGCUUUGCUUUGCGAACGCAUUUGCUGGAAUGCAUACACCUGGAGUACAAACAGCUCUUGUGCAACUUGCUCCAGCAUAUAGCGGGAUUAUUACAGGGAUCGCAUUCUCCUUUUCUGCUAUAUUUUCCAUUAUAAAUAAGAUCGCCAGCAGCUUUAUACUAUUGCAAUAUGGACGUAGUAGUAGCUCCAUGUCAAAUUAUAAAGAGCAGAGAUGUUUAUCAACUAACAGAGUGCACACUAUUUGUGAGUGCUGUUACAGAUCUGGAACGCCGAAUGAGUGGGCAGUAGUGUUCGAGAUUUCUGCGGUGGUGGCGCUUCUUCCUGUUGUAUUCUUUACCGUGUGGGGUUCCGCCGACACACAACCGUGGGCUAAAGGAAGCGCUAAAGCUCGGAAACAGGACAACCAACACUCGACGACCACCUCUUCGCUAAGCGACGAUGGCGUCGUGAAGACAUUGGCUCAAUGCAGCCUAUUUCUAGCUCAAGAUCUUGGUUCUGCAUAA